This is a messenger RNA of Chaetomium strumarium, 1277 nucleotides long. RefSeq lists its product as uncharacterized. Gene Ontology annotation, biological process: maturation of SSU-rRNA from tricistronic rRNA transcript (SSU-rRNA, 5.8S rRNA, LSU-rRNA). The coding region runs from base 177 to 1208 and encodes 343 amino acids. Lineage: Eukaryota; Fungi; Ascomycota; Sordariomycetes; Sordariales; Chaetomiaceae. Gene Ontology annotation, cellular component: 90S preribosome; nucleolus. The transcript is spliced from 2 exons. The record is from RefSeq and is a predicted model, not a curated record.
AGCAUAUCCUCUCCACUGCAUGUGAACUGGCUCCGUCACAACUCACCAGCAACGCGAACCCAUGAACUUGGACAGACAGGUCUGCCGAUAUUGGAAGUCUUGAUCCAACUCCAUUUUAGGAGGAACCUUAGCACAGACUCGUGGUGUCACAACGCGAAAUCUCUGCCUCUCGAAAAAUGUCGUCGACUAAGCGGAAAAUGCCACCAGCCAGUCUGUUGCAGCGGAGAGUCAGACCACGAUAUGAACCGGAACCUGAAUCUGAUAUCGAGGACGAUGUGAGCGAGGCGCCUAGUGAGGAGGGUGUUGGUUCUCUCGGGUCGGAUGAGGAGGACGAGGACCUCAGUGAGGAUGAGUCAAGGAACAGUGGUGAUGAGGGAAGGUCCGAUGAAGCGUCAGAAUCGGGGUCGGGGUCGGAUGAGGACGAGGAUGAGGAUGAGGACGAGGAAACGCCACAAGUCGACGCCUCGCAGCUCUCAUUUGGUGCCCUGGCAAAAGCUCAAUCUGCUCUGGGUUCUUCAUCUAGGCGGCGUCGGGCUGACGCUGCAAACGAGAAGGAGGGCGACGGGUCCAUGCAACCCACAAGAGGCGACCGCGGGGCCAAGAAGAAGAAGCCAGAGAAGGAAAAGCGCCCCAGUAAACACGCCCCUGCCGUCGCGAGCAGCAAGUACCCUGUGUCUCGCAAGCGCGACUUCCUCACCGUCACGGCGGUGGAGCUCAAGAAACCGCAGCCGCGAGACCCGCGGUUCAUGCCGCUCGGCCCGGGCGCGACCACGUCCAGCAGCACCAGCACCAGCCACAAGAUCGACGAGAUCAAGGCGCGCAAGGCGUACGCCUUCCUGGACGAGUACCGCGAGUCCGAGAUGCGGCAGCUGCGGGAGGCGAUCAAGAAGACCAAGAACGCGGCGCAGCGGGAGGAGCUGCAGAAGGCGCUCAUGUCGAUGGAGAGCCGUAAGAAGGCGCAGGAGCGCAAGGACAAGGAGAGGGCCAUCAUCGAGGAGCACCGCAGGAAGGAGAAGGAGCUCGUCAAGCAGGGCAAGAAGCCGUUCUAUCUGAAGCGGUCGGAGCAGAAGAAGCGGCUGCUGGUGGACCAGUUCCAGCACAUGAAGAAGAAGCAGGUCGACAAGGUCAUUGAGAGGCGGAGGAAGAAGAUUGCCGGGAAGGAGAAGAAACUGCUGCCUCUUGCGCGGAGAGGCGCGGAGGAUAGGUAAAGUAGUAGGAUAGUUCGGUGCUGGCGGUUGAGAGCAAAAGGAUUGAAAAUUGCAGGUCAUAUCUGAUAG